AUGGCCGAAUACCCUGUCCCUUACAAUGGAACGGAGACUGGCACUGGAGGUGACUCCAUGACGGAGGACCUCAAUAUAUGGUACAGCUCUGGUGACAUCGCCUGGGUUGUUACCUCCACAGCGCUUGUUCUGUUGAUGAUUCCUGGUGUUGGAUUCUUCUACUCCGGUCUCGCCCGUCGAAAGUCCGCUCUGUCCCUAAUAUGGCUCUCCAUCAUGUCUGUCGGAGUCGUUUCCUUCCAGUGGUUCUUCUGGGGGUACUCGUUGGCCUUCUCUCACACAGCUGGAAAGUACAUCGGAGACCUCCAGAACUUUGGAAUGAAAGGCGUUCUGGCUGCACCUUCGGUGGGUAGCGAUAAGGUGCCCGAUCUCCUGUUUGCCGUCUUCCAGGGAAUGUUCGCCUGCAUUACAGUUGCUCUCGCUGUCGGCGCUGUUGCCGAACGUGGCCGCAUGCUUCCCUGCAUGGUCUUCAUUUUCAUUUGGACCACCAUCAUCUACGAUCCCCUCGCCUGCUGGACCUGGAAUGCAUCCGGUUGGGUCUUCAACUUGGGAGGGUUGGACUUCGCGGGUGGCACGCCCGUCCACAUCGCCUCCGGUUGCACCGCCCUCGCAUACUCCCUGAUGCUCGGCAAGCGUCGCGGACAUGGCACCCACGAGCUCAAUUAUCGUCCCCACAAUGUCACCCACGUCGUCAUCGGUACCGUGUUCCUCUGGGUUGGUUGGUUCGGUUUCAACGCCGGUUCUGCCCUCAGCGCCAACCUGCGUGCCGUGAUGGCCGCUGUUGUGACCAACCUUUCGGCCUCCGUCGGUGGUGUCACCUGGUGUCUGCUCGACUACCGCCUGGAACGCAAAUGGUCCACCGUGGGUUUCUGCUCCGGCGUGAUUGCCGGUCUGGUGGCUAUUACCCCGGGCUCCGGUUUCGUGACUCCUUGGGCAGCGUUCAUCUUCGGUGUCGUCGGUGCCGUUUCCUGCAACUACGCCACUAAGCUUAAGUACCUGAUCCAUGUCGAUGACGCCCUGGAUAUCUUCGCGGUCCACGGUAUUGGCGGUCUCGUGGGCAACCUUCUGACCGGAUUAUUUGCCGCUGACUACAUCGCUCGUCUGGACGGAUCCACCGAGAUCGACGGUGGCUGGAUCAACCACAACUACGUGCAACUGGGCUACCAGCUCGCCGACUCCGUCUCCGGCAUGGCCUACUCGUUCUUCGGCAGCUGUAUCAUUCUCUUCGUCAUCAACCUCAUCCCCGGUCUCAGCCUGCGUGCUCCCGAGGACGACGAGAUCAUGGGCAUUGACGACGCCGAGAUUGGCGAAUUCGCCUACGACUAUGUUGAAGUCACCCGCGACGUGAUCAGCGCCCCGGGUAGCGAGAACGGCGACGCAGCUUCCAAGCGUACCGCGACGCCCACAGAAGGCAACGAGACCAAGGCUUAA
This is a messenger RNA of Aspergillus steynii IBT 23096, 1428 nucleotides long. RefSeq names its product ammonium permease MEP2. Gene Ontology annotation, molecular function: ammonium channel activity. Bases 1 to 1428 code for a protein of 475 amino acids. The record is from RefSeq and is a predicted model, not a curated record. NCBI's taxonomy places the organism in Eukaryota, Fungi, Ascomycota, Eurotiomycetes, Eurotiales, Aspergillaceae. Gene Ontology annotation, biological process: ammonium transmembrane transport. The transcript is spliced from 6 exons. Gene Ontology annotation, cellular component: plasma membrane.